Messenger RNA from Vicia faba (fava bean), 1062 nucleotides. The record is from the annotation of a GenBank genome assembly. NCBI's taxonomy places the organism in Eukaryota, Viridiplantae, Streptophyta, Magnoliopsida, Fabales, Fabaceae.
AUGGGUCACGUUGUAACUGGAGCGAAAUUAUUGACUACACUAAUAGCACUCCUUCACAUUCUUCCAGUCAUUCCAACAUUUUCCGAAACCAACCGCCACCGUGAAACCACCCUGUUGGACAAACACUUAACAGCUGCGGAGGAAGGCGACGUUAGAGUUGUGAGAGUUCGGAAAGACGGAGCCGGAGACUUCAGGACGGUGACGGAGGCUGUUAAAAGUAUUCCGUCGGGGAACAACAGGCGAGUGGUGGUGUGGAUUGGUAUGGGAGAAUAUAGAGAGAAGAUAACGGUUGAUAAGUCGAAAGGUUUUGUAACGUUUUAUGGGGAAAGGAAUGGGAACGACAAUGACAUGCCAAUUAUUACCUACGACGCAACUGCUUUGCAUUAUGGGACACUUGCUAGCGCAACGGUCGCUGUCGAUGCUGAUUACUUUGUUGCUGUCAAUGUCGCAUUUGUGAACUCGGCUCCUAUGCCGAAUGAAAAUAGUGUUGGAGGACAAGCUUUAGCGAUGAGGAUAUCAGGGGAUAAGGCUGCAUUCUAUGAUUGCAAGUUCAUUGGAUUUCAGGAUACUUUGUGUGAUGAUAAAGGAAGACAUUUUUUCAAGGACUGUUUUAUUCAAGGAACGUAUGAUUUCAUUUUUGGGAAUGGAAAAUCCAUAUACUUGAGAAGUACGAUAGAAUCGGUUGCGAAGGGUUUGAAUGUUAUAACAGCGCAAGGUAGGGAAAACGUGUCAGAAGACACUGGAUUCGCGUUUGUGCACUGCAAGGUAACUGGAAAUGGUUUCAGAAACACUUACCUCGGACGUGGUUGGAGAAGAAGCCCUAGGGUUGUAUUUGCAUACACCUAUAUAGGCUCUGUUGUCAAUUCUGUAGGAUGGUUCCACCAUCAUGAAUCCAAUGAGACAAUCUAUUUUGGAGAAUACAAGUGCUUUGGACCAGGUGCUGCUUCCUCUGCAGGAAGAUUAAAAUAUCAGAGAAUUCUAUCUGACGAAGAAGCAAAGCCUUUCUUGAGCAUGGCUUAUAUUCAAGGAGAUGAUUGGGUUCGUCCACCUCCUAAGUUGUGA